Messenger RNA from Nezara viridula (southern green stink bug), 12715 nucleotides. NCBI's taxonomy places the organism in Eukaryota, Metazoa, Arthropoda, Insecta, Hemiptera, Pentatomidae. The record is from the annotation of a GenBank genome assembly.
AUGGAUCACCUACAACAGAUCGAAGGAGACAACCGGAAGCAAUGCUGCCGCAGCGAAGAUAUCGUCAUAUCAGGAACUUCAAGUAGACUUCCUGAGUCCGAUACAGUCCAAGAGUUUAUGGAUAAUCUUCUGGAUAAUCUCUGUCUUCAACCGGAGGAUUUGAAAGGAUCCAACACAGCAGUACUCGUCGGUUCGAGCAGCUUCGAUAAUGGAUCUUUCUACACCAACACCCCUGAAAAAGUAAACGGUUAUGAACUGUUGGGUCAUGCAAAAGCAAUGCUUGCAAACAGAAUAUCAUACUCAUUCGAUUUACACGGACCAAGUUAUACAAUAGACACAGCCUGCUCUAGCUCCAUGAUGGCCUUUCACCAUGCUGUAGAAGAAAUUAAAACAGGGAAAUGUGAUGCUGCUGUUGUAGUAGGAUCAAACCUCUUACUGAAUCCGACUGCUUCAUUACAGUUCAUGAAAUUGAGCCUGUUAAAUGCAGAUGGCAAAUGCAAAGCUUUUGAUUCUUCAGGCCAAGCACAGAAGGAGCUGAUCCUUCAAGUUUAUAGGGAAGCAGGAAUAGACCCGGCCGAUGUUGCUUAUGUUGAAGCUCACGGAACUGGAACAAAGGCGGGUGAUGCACAAGAAGUGAAUUCCAUUGCUGAAGUAUUCUGCAAGGGAAGGAGGUCUCCUCUCCUCAUUGGCUCGGUCAAAUCAAACAUGGGUCACGCCGAACCUGCAUCUGGUGUUGCCUCUAUAGUUAAGAUUUUAAUGGCCAUGGAAGCAGGUGUGAUCCCUACUAAUCUGCAUUUCAAAACUCCGCGAACUGAUAUUCCUGGAUUAAGUGAUGGACGCCUUCAAGUUGUCGACAAAAACUGGAAAUGGAAUGGUGGGCUUAUAGGAAUCAAUUCUUUUGGUUAUGGUGGCUGUAAUGUUCACGUCAUUCUUAGGUCUAAUCCUAAACCCAAACCUCCCUCAGCCAAAAGCAGUAUCCCUAGGAUUGUUAUAGCUUCUGGCAGAACACGUACUGCUGUUACUAAUUUCUUAAAAAAGAUAGAAAAGAUGCCAAGAGACGAUGAAAUGAUUGCAUUAUUACAUGAUAUCCAUAAAAAAAGGAUUGUAGGUCACCCUUUCAGAGGGUUCACUGUGCUUUCUGAAACACCUAUUCGAGAAGUUUCUGAAGAGCUAGUUGAGAAGAGGGAGGUCUGGUACAUAAUGUCUGGAAUGGGAACCCAAUGGUCUGGAAUGGGGAAAGCUUUGAUGGGUUUUAAGGUAUUUGCCAGGUCCAUCCACCAGAGUGCAGCAGUCCUCGCCAAUGAGGGUGUUGAUCUUCUCAACGUCAUUAUGAACAGCACUGAUGAAUCUAUUGCUUUAAUUGAUUUAUUGAAUUCGAUCGGGCUGUCUCCUGACGGCAUGAUAGGUCACUCUGUUGGUGAAUUGGCUUGUGCAUAUGCUGAUGGCUGUUUUACAGCUGAACAGACCAUAUUAGCUGCUUACUGGAGAGGCAGGUGUGUCAUUGAAUGCAAACCACCGAAGGGAGCUAUGGCUGCAGUUUCUCUAACAUGGGAAGAAGCAAAAGUGCAAGCACCACACGGUGUCUAUGCAGCUUGUCACAAUGGUGAGGACUCAGUAACUAUUUCAGGACUUCCUGAUCUCAUCGACAAGUUCGUUGCAGAACAACAGGCACUAGGAAAAUUUGCAAAGAAAGUCAGUAGUUCUAAUGUCGCUUUCCACUCCAAAUACAUUGCAGAAGUUGGGCAGAAACUAAGAAUCAACUUGGAAAGGAUAAUUCCAAAUCCAAAACCAAGGUCAAAGAGGUGGGGUUCAACAUCAAUUCCAGAAUCUGGUUGGAACUCACAACUCGCUGCUACAUCCUCUGCAGCCUACCACGUCAACAAUCUUCUUUCUCCAGUAUUGUUUUAUGAAGCACUCCAGCAUAUUCCAGAGAAUGCAAUUGUUGUCGAAAUAGCACCUCACGCUCUCUUGCAAGCCGUCCUCAAGAGAUCGAUUGCUUUAAUUGAUUUAUUGAAUUCGAUCGGGCUGUCUCCUGACGGCAUGAUAGGUCACUCUGUUGGUGAAUUGGCUUGUGCAUAUGCUGAUGGCUGUUUUACAGCUGAACAGACCAUAUUAGCUGCUUACUGGAGAGGCAGGUGUGUCAUUGAAUGCAAACCACCGAAGGGAGCUAUGGCUGCAGUUUAUCUAACAUGGGAAGAAGCAAAAGUGCAAGCACCACACGGUGUCUAUGCAGCUUGUCACAAUGGUGAGGACUCAGUAACUAUUUCAGGACUUCCUGAUCUCAUCGACAAGUUCGUUGCAGAACAACAGGCACUAGGAAAAUUUGCAAAGAAAGUCAGUAGUUCUAAUGUCGCUUUCCACUCCAAAUACAUUGCAGAAGUUGGGCAGAAACUAAGAAUCAACUUGGAAAGGAUAAUUCCAAAUCCAAAACCAAGGUCAAAGAGGUGGGGUUCAACAUCAAUUCCAGAAUCUGGUUGGAACUCACAACUCGCUGCUACAUCCUCUGCAGCCUACCACGUCAACAAUCUUCUUUCUCCAGUAUUGUUUUAUGAAGCACUCCAGCAUAUUCCAGAGAAUGCAAUUGUUGUCGAAAUAGCACCUCACGCUCUCUUGCAAGCCGUCCUCAAGAGAUCGGUGCCUAAAUCAUGUCUGAAUGUUGGUAUAGUGAACAAAAAUAUUCCUGAUGAAUUGGGCUUUUUCUUGGCCAACAUUGGAAGGGAAAAGAGUCUAGUUUGGCAAACAUUUGCUAAACUGCAUGAAAAGGAAUUCGAACAGAUGCCAGUUGUCAUUGAAGAUGCACAAUUUCUCAGAGCAACAGUUAUGCCUAAAGAUGGUGCUAUAAAGUUCCUAGUCAAUAUACUAGAAGGAUCUGGUGAAUUUGAGAUUCGCGAAAGUGGAGCAGUUGUGGUCAGAGGAAAAAUUAAGGAGUCCCCCGGAUAUGAGAAAGAAUCCCUCUCUCUUGGGCCUCUUCCAAAAGUAGCCCAAGACAGUUUUGAACUACAUAAGAAAGAUAUUUACAAAUAUCUCUGUCUAAGAGGCUAUGAUUAUAAAGGGAUUUUCAGAGGUGUUAUUAAAGCUGAUGAUUUAGCAAACAAAAUAAUAUCUAUUGAACAGACGAAUUUCAAAUGGAUUGAACAACUUAAGAAAAUCAUACAAGAAUCUAAAGAUCCUGAAGAAAGGAUCCUUCUGGUGUCAGAUGAUAAUCCUUUUUGUGGUCUUGUUGGUUUGUUUAACUGCUUGAAGAGAGAAGAAGGAGGAGACAAACUUAGGUGUUUCUUCACUCCUGGAAGCAAAUUCUCAAUGGCUCAACAUAGCGAUCAAAUAAAAAAAGAUCUGCUAGUCAACGUCUUGAAAGAUGAAGCAUGGGGUUCAUUCAGACACUUGCCAGUUUACUCUAAUGAACACUCAGUGAACGUUGAACAUGCUUAUGUUAACGCACUUGUGCGUGGUGAUCUGUCCAGCCUUAGAUGGAUUGAAGGACCCCUAUCAUUCUACAAACCAGAAAAUUAUCCUGGAAAAGAACUUUGCACAGUAUAUUAUGCACCUUUGAACUUCCGAGAUAUUAUGUUAGCCACUGGAAAACUUCCUCCUGAUGCUCUUCCAGGAGAUAUGGCUAACCAGGAGUGUAUACUUGGACUCGAAUUCUCGGGAAGAAAUUCAAAAGGAAAUCGUGUGAUGGGAUGUGUUGCAGCUUGCGGUUUAGCUACUUCUGUUGUGGCUGAUCCAGACUUUAUGUGGACUGUCCCUGCAAAAUGGUCUUUAGAAGAGGCAUCUACAAUCCCUUCUGUCUAUGCUACUAGCUACUACGCACUUGUUGUCCGUGGUCGCAUGAAGAGAGGAGAAAGUGUCCUCAUCCACGCUGGAACAGGUGGUGUAGGCCAAGCCGCCAUCUCAAUCGCUCUUCACAUGGGCUGCACUGUAUUCACAACUGUUGGUUCACCUGAUAAAAGAGAAUUCAUCCUCAAAAAUUUCCUAGAAGUGAAACCAUCUCAUAUUGGUAAUUCAAGAGACACAAGUUUUGAACAGAUGAUACUGAUAGAAACUGAAGGCCGUGGUGUUGACUUAGUUUUGAACUCGCUGUCUGAAGACAAGCUGCAAGCAUCAGUGAGGUGCCUUGCAAGGCACGGUCGAUUUCUUGAAAUUGGAAAGCUUGACCUCUCAAACGAAUCACUACUGGGUAUGUCUCUUUUCUUGAGAAACACAUCAUUCCACGGAAUCCUUCUAGAUGCUCUUUUUGAUGCCUCUUCUGGCAAUCCCGAGAAGAUGGAAGUAGCACAAUUGGUCCGUGACGGAAUUAAGACUGGCGCUGUCAGGCCUCUUCCAACUACAACCUUCAAUCACACAGAAUUGGAGCAGUCUUUCAGAUAUAUGGCAACAGGCAGGCACAUUGGUAAAGUUGUCUUGAAAAUAAGGAAUGAAGAGGCUGAUAGAAUAGUAACACAUCCAAAACAGCUUUUGAUGGAGUCUUCACCAAAGACAUACAUGAAUCCGGUCAAAUGUUACAUAAUAGUUGGUGGUCUUGGAGAUUUGGGAUUAGAACUGACACAAUGGAUGAUUUCAAGAGGCGCUAAGAAAGUGGUUCUAGUUUCUAGAUCAGGAGUGACCAAUGGAUACCAGAACAUGUGCAUCCGUCGUUGGAGGCUUUCAGGUGUGACUGUUGUGAUCUCUACAACUAGUGUCACUGAAAUGAAGGGAGCUAAAAGUUUGAUAGAAGAGGCGAACAAACUUGGCCCUGUUGGUGGAAUAUUCAAUCUCGCAGCUGUAUUACGUGAUGGUUUGUUCGAAAAUCAGACAGAAGCAGAUUUUGCUGCAGUUUGUAAGCCAAAGAUUGAUUCAACAAUAAACCUCGAUAUUGCCAGUAGGUCUUACAAUCAGAUUGACUACUUUGUUACAUUUUCAUCUCUUUCUUGCGGAAGAGGAAAUGUUGGAUGGGGUGCAAUUGGUGAUGUUGGUAUGGUUAUUGAAGCUCUUAAAGGUGAUAAUGAAACAGUUGUAGGAGGAACCUUACCCCAAAGAAUAACUUCUGUCAUGUCCACUGUUGACUUCUUCCUUCAACAGCCGCAUCCUGUUCUGUCUUCAUUGGUCAUUGCUGAAAAGAAACAGGCACCAAAAGCUGGUUCUGUCAGUGUUGUUAACACAAUUGCGAAUAUUCUAGGGAUUAAAGAUAUGAGUAAUGUAAAUGCUUCAACCACUUUGGGAGAACUGGGUUUGGACUCUCUAAUGGUUUCGGAAAUUAAGCAGACGCUUGAUAGGAAUUACGACCUUUUUCUUACUGUUAGUGAAAUUAGAUUACUCACUUUUGGAAAACUUAAAGAACUUUCUAAUGUACAAACAAGUACUAAACCAGUGCAGGAAACUAAGGUAAAAACAAAGCUGACACCAACGCAGACAUUAGUUCCCAUGCCAUCUGCGACUCCACUCUACGGGCACAAGCCUAUCUUCAUCGUCCACUCAAUUGAAGGAGAGGUUAAUCUUCUUGAAGAGUUUACCUCCAACAUGCCUUUCAAUGUUUAUGGGUUACAGUACACAAAAGAUGUCCCUAAUGAUAGUAUUCAGUCACUCGCAGCAUUCUACUUGAAGCUCCAACAAGAGUUCAAAGCCUUGCCAGACUUCAAUUCUAGAUUGGAUCUGUGCGCUGAAAAACUUAAAGGUAAUGGUGAAUCAGAAGGAGAUUUGACGACUGCUAUUGCAGCAUUCUAUAAAAAAUUAGUUGCCGGUGAUAAUUAUAAACCAUCUGCUAUUAUUAAAGGGAAAGUGGUUCUCUGUGACAGCCCAUGCAGUAGCCAUAGCGAAGACAUCGUCAUAUCUGGAAUUUCCGGUAGAUUUCCAGAGUCUGAUACAGUUCAAGAGUUCAUGGAAAAUCUUCUGGCAGGAAAGGAUAUGGUGACUGAUACGGAGCGUCGUUGGAAAAGAGGUCUUCAGCCAGGGGAUUUGAAGGGAUCCAAUACAGCAGUAAUAGCUGGAUCCAGUAGCUUUGAUAGUGGAUGUUUCUAUUCGACUUUUCCUGAUAAAAUAAAUGGUUAUGAACUGUUGGGUCAUGCAAAAGCAAUGCUUGCAAACAGAAUAUCAUACUCAUUCGAUUUACACGGGCCCAGUUAUACAAUUGACUCAGCCUGCUCCAGCUCCUUGCUUGGCUUACACCAAGCGGUAGAGGCAAUCCGAGCAGGAAAAUGUGAUGCUGCUAUUGUCUUAGGUACAAAUGUCUUAUUAAAACCCGCUGUUUCAGUUCAGUUUUUGAGAUUGGGCUUGUUGAGUGCUGAUGGCAAAUGCAAAGCUUUCGAUGAUUCAGGGGAGGGCUAUGUUAGGAGUGAAGCAGUAGUAUCUCUUCUUCUACAAAAAGCUAGAGAUGCAAAACGAGUUUAUGCCACAGUAGUAAACACUGGAACAAAUACUGAUGGAAGCAAAACUGAGGGUGUCACAUUUCCUUCGGGCCAAGCACAGAAGGAGCUGAUCCUUCAAGUUUACAGGGAAGCCAGAAUAGACCCGAUCGAUGUUGCCUAUGUUGAAGCUCAUGGAACAGGCACAAAGGUUGGUGAUGCACAAGAAGUGAAUUCUAUUGCUGACAUAUUCUGCAAAGAUAGGCAGUCCCCUCUCCUCAUUGGCUCGGUCAAAUCAAACAUGGGUCAUGCCGAACCUGCAUCAGGUCUUGCCUCUGUAGCCAAGGUUUUAAUGGCUAUGGAAUCUGGUGUGAUUCCUGCUAAUCUACAUUUCAAAAGUCCACGAACUGAUAUUCCUGGGUUAACUAAUGGGUGUCUUCAAAUUGAAAAAAUGCCAAGAGAUGAUGAAAUGAUUGCACUAUUCCACGACAUCCAUAGUAAGAGGAUUGUUGGUCAUCCUUUCAGAGGAUUCACUGUGCUUUCUGAAACACCUAUUCGAGAAGUUUCUGAGGAACCAGUUGAGAAAAGGGAAGUCUGGUACAUAAUGUCAGGAAUGGGAACGCAAUGGCCUGGAAUGGGGAAAGCUCUAAUGGAUUUUGAUGUAUUUGCCAGGUCUAUCCAUCAGAGUGCAGCAGUCCUCGCCAUUGAGGGAGUAGAUCUUCUCGACCUUAUCAUGAACAGUAUUGAUGAAUCCAUAUUCGAAAAUGUCUUACAUUCCUUCAUUACUAUAACUGCUACUCAAAUUGCUUUAAUUGAUUUAUUAAACUCACUUGGUCUGUCUCCUGAUGGUAUAAUAGGUCAUUCUGUUGGUGAAGUGGCAUGUGCAUAUGCUGAUGGAUGUUUCACAGCUAAAGAGACCAUAUUAGCUGCUUACUGGAGAGGCAGGUGUAUUGUUGAUAGUAAAACACCAAAAGGAGCUAUGGCUGCGAUUUCUCUAACAUGGGAAGAAGCCAAAGCACAAGCACCGCCCGGUGUCUAUGCAGCUUGCCACAAUGGUGAGGACUCAGUAACUGUUUCAGGACCUCCUGAUCUCAUUGACAAGUUUGUUGUAGAACUGCAGUCUCAAGGAAAAUUUGCAAAAAAAGUCAGUAGCUCCAAUGUUGCGUUCCACUCUAAAUACAUUGAAGAAGUUGGGCAGAAACUGAGAAUCAACCUGGAAAGGCUCAUUCAAAACCCAAAACCAAGGUCAAAGAGAUGGUGUUCAACUUCAAUUCCAAAAUCUGACUGGAACUCACAACUCGCUGCUACAUCCUCUGCAGACUACCACGUCAACAAUCUUCUUUCUCCAGUCUUGUUUUAUGAAGCACUCCAACAUAUUCCAGAGAAUGCAAUUGUUAUUGAAAUUGCUCCUCACGCUCUCUUGCAAGCCGUCGUCAAGAGAUCAGUACCUAAAUCUUGUCUGAGUAUUGGUUUAAUAAAGAAAAAUACUUCCGAUGAAUUAGGCUUUUUCUUGACCAAUAUUGGAAAGCUGUACAAUGCUGGUCUUCAGCUCAAGGUGCAGGCAUUAUAUCCACCUAUUACAUACCCAGUAUCAAGAGGAACACCAAAUAUUUCAUCAUUAGUGGAAUGGGAUCACUCUGCUGAAUGGGAUAUUGCUGACUACAGAAUGAUAAGCCUAGUGUGGCAAACAUUUGCUAAACUGCAUGAUAAGGAAUUCGAGCAGAUGCCAGUGAUCAUUAAGGAUGCACAAUUUCUCAGAGCAACAAUUAUGCCUAAAGAUGAAGGGUCUGGUGAAUUUGAGAUUCGUGAAAGUGGAGCUAUUGUGGUCAGAGGAAAAAUAAAGGAGUCUACUGGGUAUGAGAAAGAAUCCCUCUCUCUCGGACCUCUUCCAGGAGCAGUUAAAGAUAGCUUCAAACUACAGAAGAAGGACAUUUAUAAAGAUCUUCACCUUAGAGGUUAUGAUUAUAAAGGGAUUUUCAGAGGUGUUAUUAAAGCUGAUGAUUUAGAAAACAGAGGAGAACUAGAAUGGAGAGGAAAUUGGAUCAGCUUUAUGGAUACUAUGUUACAGUUUGCAAUAAUCAAAAUAAAUUCAAGAGAACUUUUGAUUCCCACAAGAUACAAAAAAAUCAUUAUUGAUCCCAUUGCUCAUCUGGCAAAAAUACAGGAUGCCAAAAGUGUAUCUGUUAUAUAUGAUUCAUAUCUUGGAGUAGUGCAGUCAGGUGGAGUCGAGAUCAAAGGAAUUAAAUUAAGUCUUGCUCCUAGAAGACAACAGACACAGGCGGCCCCAACAACUGAAAAAUAUAUAUUUGUCCCAUUAAAUAACAAUAAAGUUAUGUCAAAGGCGGAAGUAAUAACAUCUCAAAUCCAAUUGGCUGUUGAAAAUUGUCCAUUAAGUAAGAAAAUAAAUAUUGUGGAAUAUGUUGGAAAAGAAUAUGUAUCCAUUAUUUCUUCUAUUCAAUCAGUGUUGGCAGCAGAACCAGCAAUACAGGAUCUGGCUGAAGACCUUUUGGAUGAUACCUACAGUAUUUUGAUAGGUCAUAAACUCCUCUCCAAUGGACAGCUUUUCAACAAUGCCUCUGAAAGUGUUAUGGAAUCUGGUUUCAUUUUAUCAGUUGAAUCUCAUGAGUAUAUUACAGCUGAGUUGAAGGAAAUUGACAAAUUUGUCUUGGUUUCUGAAUCCAAAACAGAGGAAAGUACUUAUGUUUUGCUGAGAAGGAAGAGGGAUUUCUUACCAAGCCAAAUCAUCCCUAUUCAGCAGACUAAUUUCAUAUGGAUUGACCCACUUAAGAAAAUUAUGCAAGAAUCUAAGGAUCCCAAAGAAAGAAUCCUUCUGCACAGAGAUCAAAUAAAAAAAGAUCUGCUUGUCAACAUCUUGAAAAAUGGAGCAUGGGGUUCAUUCAGACAUUUGCCAGUUUACUCUAAUGAUCGCUCACUGAACGUUGAACAUGCUUAUGUUAACACACUCGUGCGUGGUGAUCUCUCCAGCCUUCGUUGGAUUGAAGGACCCCUAUCAUUCUAUAAAGUAGAGAAUUAUCCUGGAAAAGAACUUUGCACAGUAUAUUAUGCACCUUUGAACUUCCGAGAUAUUAUGUUGGCCACUGGAAAACUUCCUCCUGAUGCACUUCCAGGAGAUAUGGCUAACCAGGAGUGUAUACUUGGACUCGAAUUUUCGGGAAGAGAUUCAAAAGGAAAUCGUGUGAUGGGAUGUGUUGCAGCUUGUGGUUUAGCUACUUCUGUUGUGGCUGAUCCAGACUUUAUGUGGACUGUCCCUGCAAAAUGGUCUUUAGAAGAGGCCUCUACAAUCCCUGUUGUCUAUGCUACUAGCUACUAUGCACUUAUUGUCCGUGGCCGCAUGAAGAGAGGAGAAAGUGUCCUCAUCCACGCUGGAACAGGUGGUGUAGGCCAAGCUGCCAUCUCGAUCGCUCUUCACAUGGGCUGCACUGUAUUCACAACUGUUGGUACAUCUGAGAAACGAGAAUUCAUCCUCAAAAAUUUUCCAGAAGUUAAGCCAUCCCAUAUUGGUAGUUCAAGGGACACAAGCUUUGAACUGAUAAUACUGAGAGAAACUGAAGGCCGUGGUGUUGACCUAGUUUUGAACUCAUUAUCUGAAGACAAGCUGCAAGCCUCAGUGAGUUGCCUCGCAAAACAUGGUCGAUUUCUUGAAAUUGGAAAGCUGGACCUCUCAAAUAAUUCACCGCUGGGUAUGUCUCUUUUCUUGAAAAACACAGCAUUCCAUGGAAUUCUACUAGAUGCUCUUUUCGAUGCCUCUUCUAGCAAUCCUGAUAAGAUGGAAGUAGCACGAUUGGUCCGAGAUGGAAUUAAGACUGGUGGUCUUGGAGGUUUGGGAUUAGAAUUGACACAAUGGAUGAUUUCAAGAGGCGCCAAGAAAGUGGUUCUAGUUUCUAGAUCUGGAGUAACCAAUGGAUACCAGAACAUUUGCAUCCAUCGCUGGGAGCUUUCAGGUGCGACUGUUGUCAUCUCUACAACUAACGUCACUGACAUGAAGGGAGCUAAAAGUUUGAUAGAAGAGGCAAACAGAAUUGGCCCUGUUGGUGGAAUAUUCAAUCUCGCAGCUGUAUUACGUGAUGGCUUGUUCGAAAAACAGACAGAAGCAGAUUUUGCUGCAGUUUGUAAGCCAAAGAUUGAUUCAACAAUAAACCUCGACAUUGCCAGUAGGUCAUGCAAUCAGCUUGACUACUUUGUUGCAUUUUCAUCUGUUUCUUGUGGAAGAGGAAAUAUUGGACAAAGCAACUACGGUCUGGCCAACUCUGCCAUGGAAAGGAUUUGUGAAGAGAGGCAAAGGAAUGGUCUUCCUGCGCUGGCCAUUCAGUGGGGUGCAAUCGGUGAUGUUGGUCUGGUUGUUGAAGCUCUUGGAGGUGACAAUGAGACUGUUGUAGGAGGAACCUUACCUCAAAGGAUAACUUCUGUCCUGUCUACUUUGGACUUCUUCCUUCAACAGCCAAAUCCUGUCCUAUCCUCAUUGGUCCUCGCUGAAAAGAAAAAGGCAACAGAAGCGGUUUCUGUCAGUCUUGUUGAAACAAUCGCCAACAUUCUAGGGAUUAAAGAUACAAGUAAUAUAAAUGCUUCAAAAACUUUGGGAGAACUGGGUUUGGACUCUCUAAUGGUUUCUGAAAUUAAGCAGACGCUUGAUAGGAAUUAUGACCUUGUUCUUACUAUUAGUGAAAUUAGAUUACUCACUUUUGGAAAACUUAAAGAACUUUCUAGUAUACAAACAACUACUAAACCAGUGCAGGAAAAUAGUAAAGGUAAAACAUUGGUAAAAACAAAGCUGACACCAACGCAGACAUUGGUUCAAAUGCCAUCUGCCACUCCACUCAAUGAGUCAAAUCAUUUCUUCAUUGUCCACUCAAUUGAAGGAGUGAUUAAUCUUCUUGAAGAAUUUACUUCCUACAUGCCAUUCAAUGUUUAUGGGUUCCAGUGCACAACAGAUGUCCCUGAUGAUAGUAUUCAGUCACUUGCAGCUUUCUACUUGAAAACUAUGAAGAGUAUUGAGGUUCAAGAUCCAAUUUUGCUUGGUGGAUAUUCCUUUGGUGCAUUGGUUGCUUUUGAAAUGGGCUUGCAACUCGAAUCUCAGGGCAAAAAUGUGAACCUCUUUCUAAUUGAUGGUGCCCCUGAUUUCGUAAGAUUGCGUACUUCAACAAACAGGUCUGAGAAGACUGAUGCUAAUGAGUGUGAUGUCUUUGCUUAUUAUAUCACCUUGUUCAAAACUGUUGAUCGCCAAGAAUAUAUAAAACUCCAACAAGGGUUCAAAGCCUUGCCAGACUUCAAUUCUAGAUUGGAGCUGUGUGCUGAAAAACUUAAAGGUAACAGUGAAUCAGGAGAAGAUUUGAAGACUGCUAUUGUAGCAUUCUAUAGAAAAUUAGUUGCCGGUGAUAUCUACAAACCAUCUGCUAUUUUUAAAGGAAAGGUGGUUCUCUUUAAGGCUGAAGAAUGCUUUUUUGAUAUUGAUAGUGACUAUGGACUCAAAAAGAUCUGCAAACAGACCCCUGGGAUUCAUUCCUUUUCAUCUACUCACCGGGACAUUGUAAAAGGCCAAGUUGCAAAGGAAGUAGCUGAUAUGAUCACCAAUACUGUGAAAUCAUGACACUCAACUUGUUAAAGUACAUGGUCGUUUAGAUAUCUCAAUCCAACCUGAGAUUUGUGAUAGGGAGGUAGGGAUCAGGACGUGUAAACGGCUCUUCCCAUCCUGACAUGUUGGUUAGGGAAGUAGGGAGUUAGGAGCUAGAAGUUGCAUAAUUAAUAUGUAUGAAUGCCAUUGUAUAAGUUGUACAUAUCAUUGGAAAUAUUGGGAGAGAGGGGAGUGAAGGUUAGCUUAUACUAAUUAUUUUUAUCGUGAUAUCAGUAUUUAAUGGAUGGGAAAGAAGAGUAGUAUUAAAGGAAUAGUUUAAUCAUUAGUUUAUUUAACUUUUUGUGAGUCAUUUCUAAGUAAAUUACUGUGAAAGUUUGGAAGAGCUGAUCUUCAUAAAAAUUGGGGGAAGGGAGUAAGUGUCUUGCCUCUCAUCCUUUCUCCCCCUCUCCACAGUACUGGCACCUAUGAUACAUAUUUAGAUUACAGAAUUCUAUAGCUCGCAAUAUAUUGUUGUCAUAAAUAUCACCAAGAUCACAACUUAAAUUUGAUCAAAUUAUAUUUUGAGGUAUAAUUAUUAAGCAUAUUUAUUAAUUAAAUUCACUAUUGUAGUCACUAUUUUGUAUUACUAUUGUAUAAUUUGUGAAUUAUUGCUAUUCGACUAAGAUCUGCUUUAUUGUGAUCAAAUAAAAUAUAAUCAUUAGGACCUUGGAUUUUCCAUAAAUGUAUUUGUUUUGUUUUUUAAUUUCUUACAUAUUUAGAUUAAUUUAAUGUAAUUGGCAAUAUUACUGUUUUAUAUUACUUAUUUAAG